Molecule: messenger RNA, 1593 nt
Organism: Closterium sp. NIES-67
Lineage: Eukaryota; Viridiplantae; Streptophyta; Zygnematophyceae; Desmidiales; Closteriaceae
Source: the annotation of a GenBank genome assembly
UACUGUAUUUCCAGCUGGAACUUCGCGACUCGCCUUUAGUUUCCCCCUCUGACAUCGCAUGCAGAGACAUCAAACCUAACGACUAACCCAUGCGGCUUGCCGUCAGAUCAGUAUCCACGUGCAGUAACUUGUCGAUUCGCCAUUUGUCGCAGCGCGAUAUUGACUCACCGCAUGCUGCGCCCGGUGUUUUACUGAACAGCGCGUCAGAAGGAACUCCCGUCAAAGCGAGACGCAGGGCCGACUGAGUGUCGAACAUCGCAGUUUCGCCUUCUAGUUGGGCAUCCGAACGAGUCGGAUACUUGGUGGCCUUCAUAAUUCGCCAUCUCCCAAGUAGAGGCAGUUGCUUGGCAAUUUGCUCGUUCUUCGCCUCUUGACUCUAAAACCGACGCCAUAGAACGUUCGUCUGAAGAGCCCUUUGUUCCGUCCGCCAUGGCGACUGAGGUAGCGGUAGAAGACCUGCGAUCGCGGUCGCGAGAGACGCGGCUCGUGGAUACGGUGGAGCAGUACAUGACGCGCGACCCGAUCUGCUUCCGACGCGACACGCCGCUCGAGGAAGCACUGCGUGCGCUGAUAGAGCACAAGAUCAGCGGCGCGCCAGUGGUGGAGUCGUACGAGGGCGACGAGUCGGGGAGCGGCAGGCUGGUGGGCGUGAUAAGCGAGGAGGACCUGCUGUGGAAGGAGGUGGACGCCACCGAUAAGGAACUUGAGAGUGCCUUCCGUGCGCCGUAUCUCUGGUCCAUGAUGACGUCAGACACGAGCAUGCUAGAGACCUACGAGGACCAGGCGCUUAAAGUGCUAUCACAGACCGUGGGGCUCAGCAUGAGCGAGCAGUCCAUCUCCGUCACGCCCGACACGCCCGUUAAAGACGUCGCCACUAUCAUGCUCGAUGCCAAGAUUAAGAGGCUCCCGGUGGUGGCCCCCAGGGGGGGGGGCAAGCCAGGCGUGACUGUAGUGGGCGUGAUUUCAAGGAACGAUGUGCUGAGGCAUGUGCUGAGGGUGUUGACUGAGAGGGGGGGGAGGGAGGGGGGAGCUGGGGGAGUGGGGAAGGAGGGAGGCGGGGGAGAGGAAGGAGGUGGAGAGGGGAGGGGGAAGGCGCAGACGAGCGUGGUGAAAGGGGGGGCGUGAGGGGGGGAAGUGGUAGGUAGCGUGUCAUGGUACUAUUACAAGGCUUUUUGCUCUGUGGAGGAGAGAGGCUGGUGGUUCUGGUGUGUAAAUAGAAUGUAUGCCGUAAGAAUUGUAAGGCUAGUGUUGUUGCUGCCUCAUCUUCCUAGAAGCCAGAGACUGCCUUAAUCUCCCCUACUGGAAAGGUGGGGCUGUUGUGGAUUCACCGGUCUGCAGCUCUGCUGCUGGGAAGCAAGGAACACUACAAGGCGUUCUGCUCCAUUGCACACUGCCACGCACUGCUCUUCAAAUGGCGUUCUUAAGUUGGGACAGCCAACCAGGUGACUCAAAAGACAACCCAGGCCUGCUUUUUUCAUUUUUACAUCCCGGGGCUUCGAGGGAUUUCCCGAACAAGCAGUCUAGUUUCGCAGCCCCACAAAACUAGAUGGCUUAGGAGACUCCCUGAUUUCUCAGGGUGCUUUGUGCAUAACA